Messenger RNA from Melanaphis sacchari, 1283 nucleotides. Its product is annotated as elongation of very long chain fatty acids protein AAEL008004-like. The transcript is spliced from 6 exons. Lineage: Eukaryota; Metazoa; Arthropoda; Insecta; Hemiptera; Aphididae. Gene Ontology annotation, biological process: sphingolipid biosynthetic process; fatty acid elongation, monounsaturated fatty acid; very long-chain fatty acid biosynthetic process. The record is from RefSeq and is a predicted model, not a curated record. The coding region runs from base 33 to 806 and encodes 257 amino acids. Gene Ontology annotation, molecular function: fatty acid elongase activity. Gene Ontology annotation, cellular component: endoplasmic reticulum membrane.
AUGUUCACCGUCAAAGUUGCGGGACCACGGUCAUGGCCAACCGCAAACCCAUGGAGUUGAGGAACGUACUUAUCGCUUAUAAUCUUUUCCAAGUUAUAUUCAGUUCUUGGCUGUUUUAUGAGCUUGGCAUAUCAGGUUGGCUGACUGGCAGGUAUAAUUUCCGGUGUGAGCCGGUAGAUUACUCGAAUGAUCCAAUGACCCUGCGGAUGGUCAACAUAUGUUGGUGGUAUUAUUUCUCAAAAUUCACAGAAUUCAUGGACACGAUAUUCUUUGUUCUCCGAAAAAAGGAUAGGCACAUUUCGACCCUGCACGUGAUUCAUCAUGGAGUGAUGCCAAUGAGUGUGUGGUUUGGAGUUAAGUUCACACCAGGAGGUCACAGCACUUUCUUCGGACUGCUGAACACCUUCGUUCAUAUUAUAAUGUACGCAUAUUACUUGUUGGCUGCCCUUGGACCUAAUGUGCAGAAAUACUUGUGGUGGAAGAAGUACUUGACCACCCUGCAGAUGAUGCAAUUCUUGGCUAUCAUGUUGCAUGCGUUCCAACUUCUAUUCAUCGACUGCAACUACCCGAAGGCAUUUGUCUGGUGGAUCGGCAUGCACGCCGUCAUGUUCUUCUUCCUGUUCAAAGAGUUCUAUAAGCAACAAUAUACAAAACCAUCAAAACAAGCGGCCGGUGCUCAGGCUAAACCUUCGGUCAACGGCUCGUCCAAGUCCAAUGGCUACAGCAAACAAUCGGACUAUUACAUAAACAGCAACGGUCUGUCUAGGCCUGACCUAGUACACAGGGCCACGGCUGGAGCGCACUGACCGCCGUCGUCACUGAUGACGUCAAGCCACAGCAGCCGCCGACGUCGCCGUUGUCGCCGCUGUCUCUGCUAAAUGGUCACUGCUGUCGUCUUCGCCGCCAACAACAAUAUUGCUCAACACGCCCAAAUUAAUAUUAUUUGAUCCACGUACACGUCUGUGUUCCGAACAGACUUUUUUUUUUAGUGGACAAAUUUCUCUAUCCCUCUUACUCCCUCCCCCUCUUUUUCUCUCUAUCUCUAUCUCUCUACGUCUCUUUUCUCCCUUUUUAUUAUUAGACAUAAUUAUUUUUAAUAUUAUCAUAUCGUAUAUAUAUAUUAUUAUUACUAUUUAGUAUAAUAAUGUAACCUAUUUUUUGUCUCGUUUGUCUUACUCCUCUAUCAUCGCCGAGUCGAAUUGCGGCUGAUCGUUGUUACGAUCGCUGCUGAUUGUACGAAAGGAAGAAAAACCUAUUCUGCUUAAAAAAAAAAAAGAAAUCGA